Lactuca virosa is the source of this 1505-nucleotide messenger RNA. NCBI's taxonomy places the organism in Eukaryota, Viridiplantae, Streptophyta, Magnoliopsida, Asterales, Asteraceae. The record is from the annotation of a GenBank genome assembly.
ACUUUAUGUCAUCCAAAAUCCGUUAACUUCUUCGCAAUUUCAUCUCCACAUUUCUCUCAAACAUCGUGGCACUGGCAUCUACGGCGUUUGCUUUACUCCUUUCUCAGUCUCCAUUCUUCCAAAAUCGGGUGAAAUCGUGCCUUUUUCAUCCUCGGAUUUAAAGCUUUUACGUCAACAAAUUAUAGUUCAGUUAGUACUGAAGUAAAAGCUAGGGUUUUGUAACUUGAUUCGUCUUCAGAAUGACUCUCAGGGGAGCAGAUUUUAAGUGGUAUGAUGGGUUUUUCCUAGCGAUGCUUGCCACUAGCAUAAUUAUCAUUGCGAUCAAUUGGAACCAUUACCAUCUCUGUACGCACCCAUUGCACAUAUGGAUUGUGGUCGAUUACUCUACUGUUUUUGUGUUCCGGCUCUUGAUGUUUGUGGACAAUGGACUUGCUUCAGGAUUGGGAUUGGAUUUUGGGCGACAACAGAGACAUGCUCGUUUUUGUGGAAGAGUGGUGGUUCUCUCCAUUCUUUGUGUAUUGCUUUAUCCUUUCCUCUGGGCAUGGACCAUUAUUGGAUCUCUAUGGUUUAGUAGUGCAAGAGAUUGUUUGCCUGAAGAAGGUCAGAAAUGGGGUUUCCUUAUAUGGUUGCUUUUCAGCUACUGUGGACUCAUCUGCCUUGCUGGAAUGUCCAUGAAAACCUGGUUAAGAAGAAGACAAGCUCAUUCUUUACGUGCUCAACAAGGGAUUCCUCUUUCAGAAUAUGGGGUUUUGGUUGAUAUGAUUCGUGUACCUGAUUGGGCAUUUGAAACUGCUGCUGGCCAAGAAAUGAGAGGUAUGGGUCAAGAUGCAGCUUCAUAUCAUCCAGGACUUUACUUGACUGAACCCCAGAGAGAAGCAGUGGAAGCACUAAUCCAAGAGCUUCCAAAGUUCAUGCUGAAAGCCGUUCCCACCGAUUGUAGCGAGUGUCCAAUUUGUUUGGAAGAGUUCCAUGUAGGCAACGAGGUGCGUGGGCUUCCAUGUGCUCAUAACUUCCAUGUGGGAUGCAUUGAUGAAUGGCUUAGAUUAAAUGUGAAAUGCCCUCGAUGCAGAUCUUCUGUAUUUCCAAAUCUUGACCUAAAUGCCCUUCCCACCAUCCCUGCUGACCCCGAUGGGUCAACUGUUGCAACCACCCGUUACAUGAGGAGGAGUGAGCCGUCUAGCCAGAGUUAUUUGUUGCGAAUGCAAGGUUUUUUGCGACCGAUUCGCAUGGGAAACGCGGAUUCCGGUUCCGAUAGUGCAUUGGAAACAGCAGAAAAUGGAGGUGUGUCAUCUGAUGAUAGUCGGAAUCGGAAUCGGAAUGAUAACUCUUGCUAAUAAGUUGAGUCUUAAAGAUUGGGUCAUUAACAAUGUAGGUGGUUAGAAACUGCAAAUAUAUAUUAUAUAUGUAUUAACAAGAAAUCACUUUUGGAGGAAACUCGUUUGAAAUGAAUAGACUUGUAAACAUCUUUUUUUUGGGGGGGUGUUUAACUAGAAAAUGGAGGUGUG